This is a messenger RNA of Vidua chalybeata, 3267 nucleotides long. RefSeq names its product inactive phospholipase C-like protein 2. NCBI's taxonomy places the organism in Eukaryota, Metazoa, Chordata, Aves, Passeriformes, Viduidae. The transcript has 6 exons. Bases 1 to 3255 code for a protein of 1084 amino acids. Gene Ontology annotation, molecular function: phosphatidylinositol-4,5-bisphosphate phospholipase C activity. Gene Ontology annotation, biological process: intracellular signal transduction; lipid metabolic process. The record is from RefSeq and is a predicted model, not a curated record.
AUGGCGGAGGGGCCCCGGGGCGCCCCGUCGCCGGGCUCGCCCCGCCCCGCCGCGCCGCUGCCCAACGGGCCCCGCGGCGGCGGCGGCGGCGGCGGCGGCAGCCCCGGCUCGGGCUCAGGCAGCAGCAGCCGCGAGGACUCGGCGGAGCGGAGCCCCGCGCCCGCCGCGCCCCGGGCCAGCAUCAUGAAGGAUGGCUCUCGGCAGCGGCCGCCACAGAAGAAGAAGACAGUGUCCUUCAGCUCCAUGCCCAAUGACCGCAAGAUCAACAGCACAGCUGCCUGCAUCUCCCUCAUGCUGGAGGGCUGUGAGCUGAAGAAGGUGCGCUCCAACUCCCGCAUGUACAGUCGCUUCUUCGUGCUGGACGCCGACAUGCGCUCUGUGCGCUGGGAGCCCUCCAAGAAGGACUCGGAGAAGGCCAAGAUUGAGAUCAAAUCAGUCAAAGAGGUGCGUGUGGGCAAGAAGACACCUGUCCUGCGCAGCAAUGGCCUCUCCGACCAGUUCCCGGACGAGUGCGCCUUCUCCAUCAUCUAUGGAGAUAACUACGAGUCCCUGGACCUGGUGGCCAGCUCAGCAGAUGUGGUGAGUGCCUGGGUGAUGGGGCUGCGCUAUCUGGUGUCCUAUGGGAAGCACAGCCCUGAAGCGCCUGGGACUGGCCACCCCAGCCUCCGGACGUCCUGGAUUUCCUCUGUCUUCGACCUGGCUGACCUGGAGAAGUCCGGCCGCAUCCCUGUGUCCCGGGCUGUGCAGCUGAUCAAAGCACUCAACCCUGGCAUGAAGACCUCCACCAUCGAGCUGAAGUUCAAGGAGCUGCAGAAGGCCAGUGAGCGUCCUGGCACGGAGGUGGCCUGCGACCUCUUCGUGGAGGCAUACUGCGAGCUCUGCACCCGCCCUGAGAUCUUUUUCCUGCUGGUCCAGUUCUCCAGCAACAAGGAAUACCUGGGCGUGAAGGACCUGCUGAUGUUCCUGGAGGUGGAGCAGGGCAUGGAGGGGGUGACAGAGGAGAAGUGCUUGGAGAUCGUCAGCAAGUACGAACCCUCUAAAGAGGGCCGGGAGAAGGGCUACCUGGCCAUCGACGGCUUCACGCGUUACCUGCUCUCUGCUGACUGCUCCAUCUUUGACCCGCAGCACCGCAAGGUCUGCCAGGACAUGGCGCAGCCCCUCUCCCACUACUACAUUAGCUCUGCCCACAGCGCCUGCCUGCUGGAGGACAACUUCUGGGGCCGCUCAGACAUCACUGGCUACAUCAGUGCCCUGGGCCUGGGCUGCCGCAGCAUCGAGCUGGUGCUGUGGGAUGGCCCUGAGGGUGAGCCCGUGGUCUACACCAGCCCCUCGGCUGCCUCCUGUGUGCCCUUCCGUGCCGUGGUGGGGCUGAUUGACCAGCAUGCCUUCACUGCCUCCGCCUACCCCCUCAUCCUCUGCCUGGUGGUGCGCUGCUCGGCCCCCCAGCAGCGGCUCGCUGCCCAGUGCCUGCGCAAGACGCUGGGGGAGAAGCUGUACCUGGAGCCCCCCAACCCCAUGGCGUCCUACCUGCCCUCCCCAGAGGAGCUCAAGGGCCGCAUCCUCAUCAAGGGCAAGAAGCUGCCACCCACCUGCGAGGACAGUGAGGGGGAGGUGUCGGACGAGGAGGAAGGCUGGGAGCUGGCGCGGCGACUGGGCCAGGAGGACCGGGAGGCACCAGAGGGAGGAGGACUGCGGCGGGUGCGCCUUAGCCGUGAGCUCUCGGAGCUGGUGAGCCUCUGCCAGGCAGUGCCCUUCCAGGACUUUGAGAGCUCGAGACGUGGGCAACGCUACUGGGAGAUGUGCUCCUUCAGCGAGGUGGAGGCGGGACGCUUCGCCAAUGAGUGUCCGGCUGAGCUGGUCAGCUACAACAAGCGGUUCCUCUCCCGCAUCUACCCCAGCCCCAUGCGCAUUGACGCCAGCAACAUGAACCCCCAGGAUUUCUGGAAGUGCGGCUGCCAGAUGGUGGCUAUGAACUACCAGACACCGGGGCUCAUGAUGGACCUGAAUGCGGGCUGGUUCCGGCAGAAUGGGGCCUGUGGCUACGUCCUCCGCCCGGCCAUCAUGCGGGAGGAGGUCUCCUACUUCAGUGCCAAUGCCAAGGACUCCCUGCCCGGGGUGCCUGCCCAGCUCCUACACCUCAAGGUCAUCAGCGGGCAGAACCUGCCCAAGCCCAAGGGCUCGGGGGCCAAGGGGGAGGUUGUGGAGCCCUAUGUCUGCGCUGAAAUCCAUGGCAUCCCGGCCGACUGCGCCGAGCACCGCACCAAGACAGCCCUGCAGAGUGGGGACAACCCCAUCUUCGACGAGAGCCUGGAGUUCCAGAUCAACCUGCCGGAGCUGGCCGUCCUGCGCUUUGUUGUGCUGGAUGAUGACUACAUUGGGGACGAGUUCAUUGCCCAGUACACCAUCCCCUUUGAGUGCCUGCAGCCUGGCUACCGCCAUGUUCCCCUCCAGUCGCUGGCUGGGGAGCCCCUGCCCCACGCCACCCUCUUUGUGCAUGUGGCCAUCACUGACCGCCGUGGCGGGGGCAAGGGGCACCGCCGGGGGCUGGCAGGGCGCCGGGGCCGCCGAGUGCGGGAGUACACUUCCACCAAGGCCACUGGCAUCAAAGCCAUCGAUGAAGUCUUCCGGACGGCCACCCAGCCGCUGCGGGAGGCCACUGACUUGCGGGAGAAUGUACAGAAUGCGUUAGUCUCCUUCAAGGAGCUGUGUGGGCUGACACCCGCUGCCAAUAUGAAGCAAUGCAUCCUGACGGUGUCCACAUGGCUGCUGCACAGUGACAGUGCACCCAGCGUCACCCUCAACCUGGCAGAGCAGUACCCCCCCAUGGAGGCCCAGGGCCCCAUCCCCGACCUGCUGCGCAAGGUCCUCACUGCCUACGAGACGAUGAUCCAGACUAGCCGGACGCUGAUAGAGUCUGCCGACGCGGUGUACGGGAAGCUCAUCCAGGCACAGCAGGCAGGGAUGGAUUUCCACAAGGAGCUGCACCGCAUCGAGACCAAGGAGGGGCUGAGAGGCCACAAGCUGCAGAAGGCGCUGGAGAGCUUUGCCUGGAACAUCACUGUCCUCAAGGGCCAGGCUGACCUCCUCAAGCAUGCCAAGGCGGAGGCGCUGGACAAUCUGUGGCAGAUCCACAAUGCGGGACAGUCCUGCGGCAUCGGCAGGAAUGGAUCAGCCUCUCUGGAGCCCUCUCGGCUGCAAGCCCCACUGGAGCCAAUCCCUGAGACAGAUGGAGGCAGCGACACAGCGUCCUGCUGACCCCGGUCUGGG